Molecule: messenger RNA, 1948 nt
Organism: Lynx canadensis (Canada lynx)
Lineage: Eukaryota; Metazoa; Chordata; Mammalia; Carnivora; Felidae
Gene: CE2H19orf12
Product: chromosome E2 C19orf12 homolog
Exons: 2
Coding region: 701-1150 (149 amino acids)
Source: RefSeq, a predicted model, not a curated record
CAAGUCAGACGCUUAACCAACUGAGCCACCCAGGCGCCCCCAGAAUGUCCAUUUAGAGCCAUCAUGUCUGAGGGCCUGCAGUAUUCCAGACUCACACUGGCCACCUUGCAUCCAUUCUACUUAUACCUUUCAAGAAUCCAGCUUGUAGGUGGUUUGUCUCCAUAUUACAGGUGAGGAAUGUGACGGUCUGCUCAGGGUCAUGCAGCGGGCAAGUGCGGGCACAAGGCCGGUGUGGUCUCACAUCCCAACACUUUCCCCUUUACUGGCUUGGCAUGAGCUCAGUUGCACUGUCACACAAAAGAGGACUUGAGGCCAGGACUUUCUGCACCCUGCCAGGCUUUGCACACUGGGGAUGCCUGAGCCAGCAGGACGGUCGCUGAUGCAAGAGAGGUCAGUCUUGCCUCACUUGUGGUGAACCGGUAGAGCCUGCAGUUGGGGUUGCUCCUUAAUCUGUCCUAAGUCAGAAGUUAAGCAGAGAGAAAAGAAGACCUUUCACCCAUUCUGCUGAUUCUGUUUGCUUGUUAACUAAAUGCUACCCUGCUUUGUCUGUGACAACUUUUCACGUGACGGAGUGCUGUCGGUCGUGCGUAUGGUGGAGCUACUGUUCUCUACUGAAAAAUGAGGACUCUUCCUCAAAACUCUAGGGAGAGUAACAUUUGGGUGGAAAUACACUGACACCCAUUGAAAGUCUCCCUCUGAAAUGCUUCCUUUGAGGCUUGCCGAGAUGCCCGUCGUGGUAGGAGACAUCAUGAAGCUGCUCUGCUCCAUUUCCGAGGAGAGGAAAAUGAAGGCGGCCGUCAAGCACUCUGGGAGGGGCGCCCUGGUCACAGGGGCCGUGGCCUUCGUCGGGGGCCUGGUUGGAGGCCCACCCGGACUAGCUGUUGGGGGGGCCGUCGGGGGUCUAUUAGGUGCAUGGAUGACAAGCGGACAGUUUAAGCCAAUUCCUCAGAUCCUAAUGGAGCUGCCACCCGCUGAGCAGCAAAAGCUCUUUAAUCAAGUCACCGCCAUCGUCAGGCACCUGGAGUGGAUGGACGCCGUGCAGCUGACCACGCUGGUCAUGGGCAGUGAGGCCCUGCAGCAGCAGCUGCUGGCGAUGCUGGUGAACUAUGUCACCAAGGAGCUCCAGGCCGAAGUUCAGUACGAUGACUAGGUCGUUUCUCCUGGGACGCAGGGGUCUCGUGUACGUGAUUCAGACCCACAGAAGGGGACAGGGGGUUUGGGAAAGCCCCACAUCAUCAGUGUAUUACCUUGCGUGGAAUGAAAGCUGCUGGAGAGGUUACUGCGGCGCGGUAUCAUGCUCUGGAGAUUAUUUAUGAAGACGUCGUGUUUUGGGGUUGUGUGCACUAAUAUGCACUGACCACCCUGUGGCUGGAGGGCUGGUGAAGAGCGACAUCAGUGACAGCUUUCCGGGUCCACUGUUACUCACAAGGCAGUGUGGCGGAAGGCCCUUGUGUUCCACCUCCCCACCUGUGAAGGAGUCCUGUCCUAAGCACCUGUUAGAGGACGCCUGUCCUAAGCACCUGUUAUGGGACCUGUUUCUCCCCUGGGGCCCUGGGUCUCAGGACCUGGGAGCUGGCCCAUGAGGGAAUCACAUUUCCCUCAUGUGCCCCUUCCCUGGCCAGUGACUUCCAAGUGUCCCUUCCACGGAGGGGCGGUCGGCAUGUUGAGUGAAGCCACAACAUCAAGACCCCCAGCCCUUCUCCCACGUGGCAUACCUGGGCUCUCACCGUCCCAGGGGCUUACUCUCCCCAUCUGAAAAGUCGUGGUAGUUCUUGAGGUUUGCUUUUCAAAUUAAGUACUUUCAGUAAAAAGUGUUGCUCUUUCUGAAUUGAUAGAAUCUAGGAAAUGCGUCCACCCUAAAUUCUCCCUUAAUACUAUAUUCACUUUGUUUUCGGAACCGUAACUUGACUAGGUGUUAUCAAAUUGCAAUAAAUGUUUUCUGAACAGA